Molecule: messenger RNA, 5574 nt
Organism: Bicyclus anynana (squinting bush brown)
Lineage: Eukaryota; Metazoa; Arthropoda; Insecta; Lepidoptera; Nymphalidae
Gene: Rrp5
Exons: 35
Coding region: 159-5540 (1793 amino acids)
Biological process (GO): rRNA processing
Cellular component (GO): small-subunit processome; nucleus; nucleolus
Molecular function (GO): protein binding; RNA binding
Source: RefSeq, a predicted model, not a curated record
AUAGAUAAUUCAGAAGAAAAUUAGAAAAACAUGUUUCUAACCUAAAAUGUCAUGCUUUGCAUAAAUAUUAUUUACCAGUGGUGUUAUUAAAAAGUCAAUUUGAACAAACCACGUGAAUUUUGUUAAUGUUGUUGUGAUAAACUAAUACAUUGUAACAAAUGGCUGACACUGAGGAAUAUUUUCCUCGAGGGGGCAAGAAACCUACCACAACAUAUUUUAAACAAAAUGAAAAUUUUUUAGGAGGUAACGAACAAGGAGCAAAAAAAAAGAAAAAAUCAAAGAAGAGGUCAGAAGAUGAUGAUGGAUAUUUAUCAGAUGAAUUGAUUCAGGAAGAGGAUCUCUCUUACAAAACCUGUGGGAUUUGGUUGAAUUAUAAGGUAAUGAAGGAAGGUCAAUUAUUCCUCGGCAGAGUCAGCACAGUGAGUGACACUUGUGUGUAUGUAUCACUUCCCUGUCGUAGCUCAGGCACUGUCAUGGCGUGUCAUAUCAGUGAAGCAUAUAACAAGCAGCUGGAAGCAUAUGUUAAUGAUCAGAUAGAACAAGUGUGUGAGUUACCUCAGAUGUUCCGGCCGGGCCAGUAUGUGGCGGUGAAGGUACUCGAGGUGCAGACAGAGAGCAGCAAACUGAUGCUGACUAUGAUGCCUCAGCACAUCAACAGUGCAAGAACACUCAAAGACUUACAUAAAGGAGCUCUUGUUCAAGCUGCAGUGUCAUCAGUGGAAGACCAUGGCUAUGUGAUGGACAUUGGGAUAGCCAACACACGGGCCUUUCUUCCUAAGAAGUCUGCCAAUUCAGAUAUUGUACAUGAUAUGGGCAUGUUGGUGUGGACGGUGGUCAAGUCAGUGUCAGCGGACAGCGGCGUGGUGACGCUGAGCGGCGAGCUGGCAGCGCUACAGAAAGCGCUGCAGCGAAAGCCCGCUGCAUUGCUGCCCGGCACCGCUUUAGAGUUCACUGUUGACAAGCCUCUGGACAAUGGUAUAGAAGGACACAUAUUGGACAAAACUACAGCUUAUAUCCAAAGAUAUCAAGUAGACCAUGUAAAAAACAAAAAACCAAGCCUAGGACAUAAGAUAAGAGCACGAUUACUGUACAUGGUGCCACCUAACAACAUCCCAUUCCUGACAAUGAGAAAUAUCUUCGAAUCUACUUACCCUGAUUUGACGCAAGAACAGAAGUUCAGUUCUGGAGAUAUAAUUGAGGAAGCUCAGGUACUAAAAAUAAUAGCACGAUCAGUCUAUAUGAAGUUAGGAGAAGGAAGCUUCGGUCUGCUCAGUCUCUACAGGAUCGCUGUACAUGAAGAUCUCACUGAUGAACAGGUCUUGCUUAGUUCAUAUCCUAUAGGUAGCACACAUAGAGUACGAGUGACAGAUUACAAUAUGUCAGACUACAUAUACUCUGUCAGUGACGAUGCAGCAUUGCUCGCUGAGAAGUAUUUCAAACUGUCCCAGCUUCGUGUAGGCGAUAUAGUUGAUGCCACCAUUACUCAAGUGCACGAGAAAUAUAUUAAGACUACAGUCGGCAGAGUUACUGGUGGUGUAUCUCAAAAACACAUGUAUGAGUCAGGCAUCUUUGUCGACCCUAAAAAGGCCACUAAAUCUAAAUCAUCAAAUAAGAAAUACAAGGAGGGUCAAGUAGUGAAAGCCCGAGUGUUGCUGGUGGACAAUAUGAAGAACCGUGUGACGUUGACCCUGAAGCCCUCCCUGCUGGACCCUCGCAUUGAAGUGCUGCAGAGCUACGAACAGGCUGUUGUUGGGAAAGACUACACUGGAGUUGUUGUGGAUAUUAAAACCUCCUAUCUAAUAGUGAGUUUCUUCAAUGACGUAACAGCACUAAUACCUAAACGCUUAGUGUCUGCUGAACCAUUGGAAGACAUCACUCAGGCGUUCCACAUUGGACAGAUUGUAAAAUGUACCAUCACAGAAGUAGAAGGGAAAAAAUUAAUUGGCAGCCUCACCGAAGUGUCAGCCAUAAAACAAAAUGGACCAAAUAAACGUACAAUGGAAGAACCAGGACAAGUCAAAGCUAAAAAGAAAAAAGUUGACGAUUCAGUAAAAAAUCAGAGUAAACAAGACAACUUAAAUGAAAAUGGUGAAAAUAUUGGAAAUGAAAUGGGACAUAUAAGGCGUGUAGGGGAUAUAGUGAAGGCAACCAUUACUAAGGUUGCUGACAACCAUGUUUUAGCUACAGUGGGAGAAGUAAGAUGUUACAUACAACCGCUACACAUGCAUGACUCUGACCCAGAAAAUGCCACAAAAUCACCAAAUGAGAUAUUCGAGGAGGGUCAGGAGGUAAAAGGCAGAGUGCUCACAAUGGACACUGUGAGGAACCGUGCGACGUUGACGCUGAAGCCCUCCUUACUGGACCCUGACCUUGAAGUGCUGCAGAGCUACGAACAGGCUGUUGUGGGGAAAGACUACACCGGAGUUGUUGUGGAUAUCAAAGACUAUCUACUAUUAGCUUUCUUCAACAACGUCACAGUGUUAAUACCUGAACAUUUGAUAUCCGAUGAGCCCCUGGACGAUAUCAACAAGUCGUUCCACCUUGGACAGAUUGUAAAAUGUACCAUCACAUCUGUAAAUUUGGAAAGGAAGAAAUUAAGUGGCAGCCUGAUCGGAUUGCCAGCUGUAAAACCGAAUGAAUCGACUAAACCUACAAUGGAAGAGUCGGCACAAGUCAAAGCUAAAAAGAAAAAAAUUGAUUCAAAAGAAUUAAACACUGAGGAAUCACAAGGCAGUGGGAAAAAGGCAAAGAGGAAAAAUAAAGAAGAAAUAGAUGAAAAUAGAGAACAUUCUGAGUUUGGCACAGAAGCAAUGGAUUAUGUGAGGGAUGUGGGGGAUAUAGUGAAGGCAACCAUUAUUAAGGUUACAGACAACUAUGCUUUAGCUACAGUGGGAGACACUCGGGGUUAUAUACCUCAAUUACACAUGCAAGAAUCUGGUAUCAAAUCUGAAUCACCAAAAGAUAUAUUGAAGGAGGGUCAAGAGGUAAAAGCCCGAGUGUUAAUACUGGACAAUGAGAGGAACCGUGUGACGUUGACAUUGAAGCCCUCCCUGCUAGACCCUGACCUUGAAGUGCUGCAGAGCUAUGAACAGGCUGUUGUUGGGAAAGACUACACCGGAGUUGUUGUGGAUAUCAAAAAGCAUCUCCUAAUAUCAUUCUUCAGCAAUGUAACGGCGUUUGUAUCUAAACAUUCGGUGUCGCGUGAGCCAGUAGAUCUCACUCAGUUGUUCCACCUCGGACAGAUUGUAAAAUGUACCAUCACAGAAGUAGAUUUAGGAAGAAAGAAAUUAAGUGGCAGCCUCAUCGAAAUGCCAGCCGUGAAACAAAAUCGACCGCUUAAACGUACAAUGGAAGACCCGGCACAAGUCAAAGCUAAAAAGAAAAAGACAGACGAUUCUGCAAACGAGACAAACAUUGAAGAAUCUCCGGUAAAAAAGACAAAGAGGAAAAAUAAAGAACAAAUAGAUGAAAAUAGAGAACAUUCUGAAUUUGGCACAGAAGCAAUGGAAUAUGUGAGGCAUGUAGGGGAUAUAGUGAAGGCAACCAUUACCAAGGUUGCUGACAACUAUGCUUUAGCUUCAGUGGGAGAUUCUCGGGGUUAUAUACCACAAAUACACAUGCAAGAAUCUGGCAUCUUUGUCGACCCAAAAAAACCCAGCAAAUCUGAACCACCAAAUGAAAUACUCAAGGUGGGUCAAAAGGUAACAGCCAGAGUGCUAGUAAUAGACAAUCAGAAGAACAGUGUGACGUUGACUCUGAAACCCUCAUUGCUGGACCCUGACCUUGAAGUGCUGCAGAGCUACGAACAAGCUGUUGUGGGGAAAGACUACACCGGGAUUGUUGUGGAUAUCAAAAAACAUCUACUAUUAGCGUUCUUCAACAACGUCACAGUGUUUAUAUCUAAACAUUUGGUGUCGGCUCAACCACUCGACAAUCUCACCAAGUCGUUCCAUCUUGGACAGAUAGUAAAAUGUACCAUCACAUCUGUAAAUUUAGAAAGUAAGAAACUAUGUGGCAGCCUCAUUGGGAUGCCAGCUAAUAAGCCGACUAAACAUACAAUGGGCGACUCUGUUGAAGUGACAGCUAAAGGGAUAAAAGUUGAAAAUGAAAAAGAUAAAAAAUUAAUAAAAAAAGAACAUUCUGAAGAAAGCGACGCCAUUGAUACAGACGUUUAUGACGAUAGUGACCAAGUGUUAUCACCAGAAGAUAUAAUUUUAAUAGAUCUAUCAGAUUGCCUAACCGCUAAACAAUUUAAAAAGAAAAAAGACGCCCUACAAAAAUGUAUACAAUCUAAAACAGACCAAAUAGACGAAAUAGAUAAAAAAAUUACUAGUAUGGAACAAAAAGGCCUGAAUUCGAAAAAUAAAAAGAAACAUUCAGCUAAGCAUGCUGAGAAAUUGAUUUUACAACAGCAAAUCGAAAAAUUAUCGGAUACACUAAUAUUAAUUGAGAAUAAAUUAAAAGAAGACAUAGAUUCAAAUGUUAAUAAAGUGAAAUUGAUAGAUAAUUUGAGACCCGCUGUAGAAGUACCUAGUGUUAAAGAUUUUUGGUCAUUGGAUACAGAUGUCUUAGCAGAUAAGGUAAAAGAGGAAUACUCGAGCAGCAGUGAAGAAGAGGAAGGAGAAAAGCCCAAAAAGAAACGCAAGAAGCUUACAGUCGCAGAAAAGGCCGCAAAAGCAAGAGAAGAAGAAGAGAAGAUAAGAGAAAUGGAGAAACGAGCGAUAGAGAGUGAGAACGCACCCCAAUCGAGCGACCAGUUUGAAAGGGCUUUACUAGCGCAGCCUGAUUGCAGUCAGCUAUGGAUCGCUUACAUGGCUUUUCAUCUACAGGCGACGGAGAUAGAGAAGGCGCGCGCGGUGGGCCGCAAGGCGCUGAGCACCAUCAACUUCCGCGAGGAGGGAGAGAAGCUCAACGUCUGGCUCGCGCUGUUGAACAUCGAACAUCGCUUCGGUACUAAGGAAAGCCAGCAAAAGACCCUCGAAGACGCCCUCCAAAUGAACGACAAAUACGAGAUCCACUCGAAACUCCUCGACAUACUGGUGGAGACCAGCAAGCCUCAGGAGCUGGUGGCUCUGGUGGAGCUCAUGACGCGCAAGUACCGGCGUAAGGCCUCGGUGUACACGGCGUGCGGGGAGGCCUGCUUCAAGGCCUCGCUGGUGGAGAAGGCGCGACAGGUCAUGCAGAAGGGAAUCGCUGCUUUGGAGAAGAAUGAACAUGUUUCGCUGCUGGUGAAAUUCGCACAGCUGGAGCGCGCGCACGGCGACCGCGAGCGCUCGGAGGCGCUGUUCGAGCAGGUGCUGGCCGUGUACCCGCAGCGCGUCGACGUCUGCUCCGCCUACCUCGACGUGCUGCUCAAGGCGAGAGACGUCGCUCACGUGAGACAAGUAAUGGAGCGAAUGACUUCACUGCAGCUUCCCGCUCGCAAGAUGAAGGCGCUGUACAAGAAGUGGAUAGAGGUCGAAGAGAAGAUUGGCGACGCAGAACACGUCGAGACAAUACGACAACGCGCUAUACAGUUUAUAGAUAAAGCAAAGUUUUAAUUUAUGCUAAGAAUUAAAUGAAUUGACAAUUCUA